This is a messenger RNA of Ramularia collo-cygni, 5148 nucleotides long. Its product is annotated as related to bile acid ABC transport protein. The coding region runs from base 1 to 5148 and encodes 1715 amino acids. Gene Ontology annotation, molecular function: ATP hydrolysis activity; ABC-type peptide transporter activity; ATP binding. Gene Ontology annotation, cellular component: fungal-type vacuole membrane; fungal-type vacuole. Gene Ontology annotation, biological process: transmembrane transport. The transcript has a single exon. The record is from RefSeq and is a predicted model, not a curated record. Lineage: Eukaryota; Fungi; Ascomycota; Dothideomycetes; Mycosphaerellales; Mycosphaerellaceae.
AUGUUCGCACGCUGCAAUGGUGCCAUCUGGAGGGGGGACGACUUCUCGCAGUGCUUCCAACAUGACUACCUUCAAGUGCUCCUUCCGUUGAUUGCGUGCGGCUUUUCGGUCAUCUACCUGGCCUACCAGACCUGGGCGGCGAGGAGCAAGUCGAAGCGAGAGGGAUACAGGCAUCUUAAGCAACAUGUCUGGAAUGGCAAUCGCAACUGCGCCCCAAACCACGACGACUCGGAUACCGAUGUCGACGAAGAAGAGGAUGAGAUGCAGCGAAAUCAAGACGCGGUGCUGGAGCUGUCCAAGACCAAAACCAAUGCCUCGGUUCUGACGCUCGAUCGACCGCGAGGCGAAUUGGGAAUACUGCUCAUUGAAGAAGUUGCUGUGCUCGCAGAGCUGGGCAUACAGGUCGCCGCUCUGAUAUUGCAGGCAUGGGGUUCAAAKGGCAACGCCGCUACGAUCGCCGGCAUUGCUGUGUGGUCGUAUAUCGCGGUGCUAGCGUCGCUACGCUUGCUCUUCUCCAGCACCUCCAAGUGGUCUUUCCCAAAGCUAUGGUACCAUACUUUCUUUCUCUACGGCUUCCAGUGGCUGUGCGUAGUCAUGCUGUUCCGCUCGGAAAUUCUUCACCCGCGAUCAAGAACCUCAGAGGUGCUGAUGAGCAUAGACUUUGCGCUCAACACUCUAUUGGCCUUGGUGGCUCUCACGUCACGAAAAGGCAAUCGAGUCGUUGAACUGGAGUAUGAAGGCACGUUGGAACCGUCCAGAGAGCCUCUCGCCAGCGUCUUCUCCCUCGCGACCUUCAGCUGGGUGGACUCGAUCGUGUGGACGGGCUACAAGCAGACUUUCGAGAUGAAGGACGUUUGGAAUCUGAUGCCCAAGGACAAGGCCGCUGCCAUCCUUGCGGACUACCGGCAAAUCAAGAAGACCAACAUUCUUGCUUUCCAUCUACUCGGGUAUUUCAAGCGCGGCUUGCUCAUCCAGGCCGGCUGGGCGGCAAUGUCUGGGAUUCUUACUUUCGUCCCCACCCUCUUGCUCAAGGUCAUUCUGGAAUAUAUUGAAGAUCCGGAAGCUACGCCACGGAACGCAGCCUGGUUGUAUGUCAUCCUGCUUUUCAUUUCCGGUGUUCUGAACGCCCUCUCAAGUGGACAGGCUCUGUGGAUCGGUAGGAAGGUCUGCAUCAGGCUACGUGCCAUCAUCAUUGGCGAGAUUUAUGCCAAAGCUCUACGACGACGUGCAGGCGCCGCGCCCGACAAGGUCCUGGGUCAGGAGGAGAAGAAGGAUGAGGAAGGGCAAAAGCAAAAGCAUGGACUACUGCAGAAAGUUUUGUCGUUUGGACGCAAGAAGAAGAACUCGACCGAGAAUGGCCAAGCGAAUGGCGGACAAAAGGACGAUAACCCAGCUGAAGAAGGCCAGGUUUCUUCCGGUGCCAUCAUCAACCUCAUGGCUGUCGACUCUUUCAAAGUCUCUGAAAUCAGUGCUUAUCUCCACUUCCUCUGGGCAGAGACGCCGGUGCAAUUCAUCCUCGCCAUCUUGCUUCUUUACCUGUACCUGGGAAAGAGCAGUUUGGUGGGAAUUGGCAUGAUGGCACUCCUCCUUCCGGUCAAUAUGUGGAUCGCGAAGCAGUUCACCUCCGUCCAGAAGAAGAUCUUGGCUGCAACUGACGCCAGAAUACACAUCACGAAUGAGGUCCUCACCAAUGUCCGAAUCAUCAAGUACUUUGCAUGGGAGCAGCGGUUCUUAGCUGMAGUAGACGAGAAGCGAGUGGUUGAGAUGAAGUAUCUCCGGAAUCGAUACAUUGUUUGGUCGGCGGCAGCUACUAUCUGGUCCGGCGCCCCGAUCUUGAUCACCUUCUUCACGUUUAUGGUGUAUACUCUGGUGGAGAAGAAAGACCUCGUUCCUUCAAUCGCAUUCACGGCUUUGUCGCUGUUUAGCUUGCUCCGAAUACCUCUUGACCAGCUCGCCGAUAUGGUAGCUCAUGUACAAGAGUCCAAAGUUUCCGUGGACCGCAUUGAGGAGUACCUCAACGAACCUGAAACCGACAAAUAUCGUCAACUACUUAAUGAGGAGCUUGAUGAGAACGGAGAAUCAAUGAUUGGCUUUGAGAACGGCACUUUCAGCUGGGGUGGAAAAGAUGACGAUGACUUCAAGAUGAUGGAUCUCGACAUGACCUUCAAGGUAGGCCAGCUCAAUGUCAUCAUUGGUCCUACUGGAAGCGGCAAGACCUCCAUGCUCAUGGCGCUUCUGGGCGAAAUGAAAUUGCUCGAAGGACACGUAUAUCUACCAGGCGGUCGUAGCAGAGAGGAGCUCAAGCAAGAUCCCGCCACCGGCCUGACAGAAAGCGUGGCCUACUGCGCACAGCAAGCCUGGCUCGUCAAUGGAACUGUCAAGGACAACAUUGUGUUUGCAAGCAAGUGGGAUGCGCAACGAUAUAAGGAUGUCAUUGUGGCAUGCUCACUGCAGAGAGAUCUCGAGAUUCUGGAUUCGGGGGAUCAGACGCUUGUUGGCGAGAAGGGCGUUACACUCUCAGGCGGUCAAAAGCAGCGCAUCAGUCUGGCCAGAGCACUUUACUGCGAUGCCCGACACGUUCUUUUGGACGAUGUGCUCAGUGCUGUGGACUCACACACCGCUAAGUGGAUUUUCGACAAAGCGCUAAUGGGACCGCUCAUGUACAACCGAACAURCAUACUUGUAACGCACAACGCAGUCCUCGCGCUCCCUCAUGCGGAAUUCGCGGUUGUCUUGGACAAUGGCAGAGUCUCCGCACAAGGGACCGCAACCGAAGUCAUCAAUUCUGGCAUGAUUGCGGAAGACCUGUCCAAGUUGGAAAUGAAAACAAUCUCGCAGCCAAUCUCCAGAGUACCCUCACGCGUACCUUCGGAUAUCGGGGACGACGCCGAGCCCACUGAUGCACACGCUAAUGGCUCUGCCGUCGGAAACAUGAAGAGGCGAGACACCCAGACCAACGGCGAUGCUAAUGGUGCCCCUCUAUCUAAAGCUAUCUCCAAAGACAUUCCUGGCAUGAACAAGGCGGUUGAGGAAGAGACAAAGGCUACCGGCGCAGUCAAAUUUACCAUCAUUGCCUCCUAUCUCCGGCAUAUGGGCGGUGCCAUUUACUGGAUAAUCGCUGCUCUAUGCUUUGCGCUCCAACAGGUCUCGCAGGUUGCCACCAACGUGUGGAUCCGCCAGUGGGCCAACUCAUACAACAAGAACGAGUUCAUGAUUUCGAAAAGCGGUCACCAUGCAUCUCCAAUCACCCAUGUUCGGGCCAGCGCGAGCGGAUUCAACUGCCUCCGGAGCGGCUCAUGCCUGUACAACCUGCCAUUCUGGUCUCAAGAGAUGAACAACCUCAGCAGCUUCAAGAUUCUCAACUCCGAAGUGGACGUGGGAUAUUAUCUGGGAGUAUACGCUGUACUUGGCCUUGCCUUUAUGAUCAUCACGCUCCUGCGUGAGCUUGUCCUGUUCGCUGGCUCACUCAAUGCGUCAAAGCGAAUCCACAGGCAACUCAUGGAUAGAGUUACCCACGCCAGAUUCCGUUUCUUCGACUCAACCCCACUCGGUCAGAUCAUGAACCGAUUCUCGAAGGACAUUGAAGCUGUAGACCAGGAGCUGGCUCCCGUGGCCGUCGGCGUGGUGCACUGUCUGUUCUCUCUGCUCACAACUGUGGUCCUCAUCUCGGUCAUCACCCCGGCUUUCCUCAUUGCAGGCUUCUUCAUUGCCAUCAUCUACUUCAUCAUCGGCAAGGUCUACAUCAACGCAUCGCGAGACCUCAAGCGCUUGGAAUCCAUACAGCGAAGUCCACUGUAUCAGCAGUUUGGAGAAACCCUGUCUGGAAUGACCACCAUCCGAGCCUAUGGCGAUGAACGCCGCUUCAUCCGCGAAAACCUUCACCAAGUCAACACCCACUCUCGACCAUUCAUCUAUCUUUGGGCCGCGAACAGAUGGCUCUCGUUCCGUGUCGACUUUGUUAGCGCCCUUGUCGCAUUUCUCACUGGCGUGUUUGUCAUCCUCGGCGUAGGAUCUAUUGACGCCGGAGCUGCUGGUUUAGCCAUGACAUAUGCCGUGACCUUUACGGAGAAUGUCCUUUGGUUUGUGCGCCUCUACGCAAGCAACGAACAGAACAUGAACGCAGUCGAGCGAGUGAAGGAAUACCUGGAUGUUGAGCAAGAGGCCGCGCCCAUCGUGCCCGACCAUCGACCCGAGCACAACUGGCCAAGCGAAGGUGCUGUAGAGUUCAUCGAUUACAGCACACGGUACCGCAGUGACUUUGACUUCGUGUUGAAGAACAUUACCUUCAAGAUCUUGCCGGGCGAGAAAGUCGGCGUUGUGGGACGAACUGGUGCAGGCAAGAGCUCGCUCGCGCUGGCACUCUUCAGAGCGCUGGAAGCGGAGCAAGGCAAAAUCCUGAUUGACAAUAUGGACAUUGGGCUCAUUGGGCUACAGGACUUGCGAGAGAACAUUGUCAUGGUACCUCAGGACCCGACCUUGUUCACCGGGACGAUUCGAAGCAACCUGGAUCCCUUCGGCCUGUUCACCGACGAAGAAAUUUUCACAGCUCUUCGGGGUGUUCAGCUUGUCGGUGUUGCUACCUCUGCGGCUCCAUCUAGGGUACCGUCAAGGUCGCAAACACCGAUCGGUCGAUCGCGCAAGACGUCGCCUGUCAACAGCAAGCAAUCCCUUCUGAUCCAAGCAACGACAGCCCCRCCAAGUCCGACGAGCGCGUCUGCGGCAUUCGAGAACAAGAACAUCUUCCGCAAUCUAUCCUCUCCGGUGGCCGAAUCUGGUUCAAAUCUCUCCCAAGGACAGCGCCAGCUCCUUUGCUUGGCCAGAGCACUGCUAAAAGCACCCAAGGUUCUUCUCAUGGACGAGGCCACGGCCUCUAUCGACUAUGCGACAGACUCCAAGAUUCAGGAGACGAUUCGCGAGAUUCAAAACACCACAAUCACGAUCGCACACAGACUGCAGACCAUUAUCGACUACGACAAGGUCCUCGUUUUGGACAAGGGCGAAGUCAUUGAGUUUGGUGAUCCGUUUGAACUGGUAAGCCGCGACGGAGGAAUCUUUCGCGGUAUGUGCGAGAUGACAGGCGACCUUGACGUCCUCGAGAAGGAUGCGAAGAAGGCGCAUGAUGCAAGAAAACUCAUCGAUGAUGAAUGA